Messenger RNA from Stereum hirsutum FP-91666 SS1, 324 nucleotides. RefSeq names its product bola-like protein. The transcript is spliced from 4 exons. NCBI's taxonomy places the organism in Eukaryota, Fungi, Basidiomycota, Agaricomycetes, Russulales, Stereaceae. The coding region runs from base 1 to 324 and encodes 107 amino acids. The record is from RefSeq and is a predicted model, not a curated record.
AUGGCUACUGCCAACAGUGAUCAGCCAGUUGAAGAUGCUAUUCGCUCUAAACUCAUGUCACUUCUUCGACCGUCAGAGUUGGUGAUUACCAAUGAUUCCUACCAGCAUAGGCAUCAUGCCCCUAUGCGCGCCCAAGGUGGAGGAAGUGGAGAGACACAUUUUAGUGUCAAGGUUGUCUCUGAUGCCUUCGCUGGCAAAUCGUCCAUGCAGCGGCAUCGCAUGAUCUAUGCUGCAUUAGCUGAAGAAUUCGAGCAAGGCCUGCACGCCUUAUCUCUGAACACCAAGACGCUCCGGGAAGUAGAGAACAUACAGAACCCUUCGUGA